Messenger RNA from Dentiscutata erythropus, 1347 nucleotides. The record is from the annotation of a GenBank genome assembly. NCBI's taxonomy places the organism in Eukaryota, Fungi, Glomeromycota, Glomeromycetes, Diversisporales, Gigasporaceae.
AUGAGUCCAAUAUCAGAUACACCAACAAUAAUUUCUUUUAUCAUCGCAGUAUGCCUUUUUGGUUUCUAUUUCUGCUUUUACAGCUUUUAUAGAAACGGAGUCAAAGCAGCUCUUUCAUUCCUAUCGACAUUAUGUAUUGUUGUGUUUGUUAUCUAUACUUUAUUACUCUUUUUUAUUAUACCUUAUGUUUCUGACAACGAAGUAGAAAAAUUAAGAGACAAAAUCUUUUAUUUCCCAACAUAUAAUAAAGAUACAAAAAGAUUUGAAUGUAAUAGUAGUUUAGACUAUUCAGAAAUUCAAUCUGAAUUUAGUCAUACUACCAUAGUUGAUCAAAUCUCAGGGUUUGGUACUAUUGCAAUAUUACUUUUUAACGUUGCUGUUUAUGGUGUAACUUCUCGAUUAAGUUUUAGAAAUACUUGCAUUGUUGAUGAUUUAGUUGAUUUAGUUUAUUUCUUCAUUCUUUCAACAGUUAUAACUCGUUCGAUUUCAUCAUUUUUUUCUCAUGAUAAAGAUAUCAAAGUAAUAGAAAUUUUGAAACAUGGGUUUAGAUUUGAGAAAGCAGACAAUGGAGGAAUAUCUUUUUACAGAGAUCCAUAUAAAUUUGUUUUUCUAGCAGUUCUUUCCGAAGAACACACAUCUAGAUUAUUAGGUCAGCAAAGGCUUUAUCUAAAUGUUGAUUUAGAAGAUGAUAAGAGUAGUUUUAUUAAAAAUUUUCAAAAGUCCUAUCUGAAGUUUUAUUUGGUAUUUUAUCUGAAAAAGCAUUAUUUUACAAAGUCAAAGAAACUAUUUGAUCAAUAUCCUAAUGAAGAUGUGGAUAAAAAAAUUUAUAAAUACAUCCAAAGUAUAAAAGGUGGCACGAAAAAGAUUGAUAAAGACAUUAUAAACAUCCCAGGCCUAAGAAGAGGUUUCUUUGCUAAGAAACUUAUUAAAUAUGCAAUUAUUUAUAUGAAUAUUCUUGAGACUGGAAUAUUUCAAUAUUUUACUUAUUCACAUCGAACAAAUGAAGAAAAAACAGAAGAUGGCAGUAAAGACAGCAAAAAAAGUAAGAAAAUAGAUGUUGAUAUUAAAGACAGCAUAACAAUUGAAAAAAAAGAAGACAGUAAAGACCACAAAACAAAUAAAAAUAGCGACGAAAGCAAAAAAAAUCUAGUAAUGUAUUGGCUUGUAAUUCCUGAUAUUUACGAAUUCGAUAAUGAUGUUUUUUAUAAUUGUAAAAAAAAGAAAGAAAGCAUUGAUAUUGAACAAGGAUCUAUAAUUGAUGACAUUGAUGAUAAAGAUAAGAUAUUAAAAAUAUUAUUGAUGAUAUUAGAAAAAUUAUUGAUGAUAUUAGAAAUAGUUUUAAGAAUG